UCCAUGUAUAUUCUCCGCCCAACUCUUGACUCUGACAGAUUAAUAACUGAAUUCAAAAUCCCAAAAUUUCCCUCGCUUUUCAAAUUCUCAACAGAAUUUGUAACUUCCUCCUUUCUCUAAAUUCAACCGCACUUAUCUCUCUCGCACCACCUUCCUUCUCCACAAAUCCAUUUCGAAAUUCUGCAAAAAAUAUCUCCCAAUUCCCGACUUCUUGGAUUCCGAAAUGACGGAUGAAAAGAAACCCGCUGAACCACCAGCUCCGAUCGAUCCAAAACCGCCUGCUCCGGUCGAUCAAACGCCUCCUGCUCCGAUUGAUCCAACCCCUACUGCUCCAGUCGAUCAAACCCCUUCUGCCCCGGUCGAUUCAACACCGCCUGCUCCGGUCGAUCAAACGCCUCCUGCUCCAGUCGAUCCAACCCCUCCUGCUCCAGUCGAUCAAACCCCUCCUGCCCCGAUCGAUUCUACACCGCCUGCUCCUGUUGAUCCAACCCCGACUUCUCCAGUCGAUCCAACCCCUCCUGCUCCGGUCGAUCAAACCCCUCCUGCUCCGGUUGAUCUAACCCCUCCUUCUCCGGUUGAUCUAACCCCUCCUGCUCCGGUCGAUCAAACACCGCCUGCUCCGGUUGAUCUAACCCCUCCUGCUCCGGUCGAUCAAACACCGCCUGCUCCGGUCGAUUCAACACCGCCUGCUCCGGUCGAUUCAACCCCUCCUGCUCCGGUCGAUCAAACCCCUCCUGCUCCGGUCGAUCAAACCCCUUCUGCUCCGAUUGAUCAAACUCCUCCUCCUCCGGUCGAUCAAACGCCUCCUGCUCCGGUCGAUCAAACGCCUCCUGCUCCGGUCGAUCAAACGCCUCCUGCUCCGGUCGAUCAAACACCGCCAGCUCCGGUCGAUUCAACCCCGCCUUCUCCGGUCGAUCCAACCCCUCCUGCUCCUUCUCCGGUCGAUCCAACUCCUUCUGCUCCGGUCGAUCAAACCCCUUCUGCUCCGGUCGAUCAAACCCCUCCUGCUCCGGUCGAUAAAACCCCUCCUGCUCCGGUCGAUCAAAUCCCUCCUGCUCCGGUCGAUUCAACACCGCCAGCUCCGGUCGAUUCAACCCCGCCUUCUCCAGUCUAUCCAACCCCUUCUGCUCCGGUCGAUCAAACCCCUCUUGCUCCGGUCGAUCAAACCCCUUCUGCUCCGGUCGAUCAAACCCCUCCUGAUCCGGUCGAUCAAACCCCUCCUGCUCCGGUCGAUAAAACCCCGCCUGCUCCGGUCGAUCCAACCCUGCCUCCUGAGGAGAAGGUGACUGGACAGGAAAUGCGCGACGCUCUCUACAACUUACCGUGGAGUUCGAUUUUCGCUCCCUAUCCUCAUAUUGAAUAUCAAGGAGGAACGAAUUUCAUAUAUUGUGAGAGUUCUUCCACUGAUAGCAGUAGUAGUGAAGACGAUGACAUAGCUCCAGUUGUUGACUUGGCGAACCAUCCUGAACUCCCAUUAUGUGAGACCGGGCCUUCAUCUCCGGUUCUAUCACCUACAGAAAGGGCAGAUGCAGAAAAUCUUGUUUACGCACGGUUAUGUGAGACAUGGCUUUUAUCUCCGGCUCAUUCACCUCCGGAAGGGGCUGCUCCACUCGAUCAAACCCCUCUUGCUCCGGUCGAUCAAACCCCUUCUGCUCCGGUCGAUCAAACCCGUCCUGCUCCGGUCGAUCAAACCCCUCAAGCUCCGGUCGAUAAAACCCCGCCUGCUCUGGUCGAUCCAACCCCGCCUCCCGAGGAGAAGGUGACUGCACAGGAAAUGCGCGACGCGCUCUACAACUUACCGUGGAGUUCGAUUUUCGCUCCCUAUCCUCAUAUUGAAUAUCAAGGAGGAACGAAUUUCAUAUAUUGUGAGAGUUCUUCCACUGAUAGCAGUAGUAGUGAAGACGAUGACAUAGCUCAAGUUGUUGACUUGGCGAACAAUCCUGAACUCCCACAGUUAUGUGAGACCGGGCCUUUAUCUCCGGUUCUAUCACCUACGGAAAGGGCCGAUGCAGAAAAUCUUGUUUACGCACGGUUAUGCGAGACAGGGCUUUUAUCUCCGGUUCAUUCACCUCUGGAAGGGGCCGUAGCCGAAAAUCUAUCCGAUCAUUUAUGUGAGAUCGGGUCUUCAUCUCCGGUUCUUUCACCUACAGAAGAGGCCAUUGCAGAAAAUCUACCCGAUCAUAAAUGUGAGGCCACGCCUUCAUCUCCUGUUCUUUCACCUCUGGAAGGGGCCGUAGCAAAAAAUCUAUUCGAUCAUAUAUCUGAGACCGCGCCUUCAUCUCCGGUUCUUUCACCCCCGGAAGGGGCCGUAGCAGAAAAUGUAUCCGAUCAUAUAUCUGUGACCAGGUCUUCAUCUCCGAUUCUUUCACCUCCGGAAGGGGCCGUGGCAGAAAUUCUAUCCGAUCAUAUAUCUGAGACCAGGUCUUCCUCGUCUAUUGUUUCACCUCCAGAAGGGGCCAUAGCAGAAAAUCUACCCGAUCAUAAAUGUGAGAUCGCGCCUUCAUCUCCGGUUCUUUCACCUCCAGAAGGGGCCGUAGCAGAAAAUCUAGAUCAUAUAUCUGAGACCGGAUCUUCUUCUCCUGUUCUUUUACCUCCGGAAGGGGCCGUAGCAGAAAAUCUAUCCGAUCAUAUAUCUGAGACCGGGUCUUCAUCUCCGAUUGUUUCACCUCCGGAAGGGGCCAUAGCAGAAAAUCUACCAGAUCAUAAAUGUGAGACCGCACCUUCGUCUCCGGUUCUUUCACCUCCAGAAGGGGCCGUAGCAAAAACUCUAUUCGAUCAUAAGCAGUUACCUGCUACUGGGGAAGAGAAGGAUUAUAGAAGCCGUUUCCUUUUAUCUCCGCUUUUAUCACCUUGGAUAUGGGAGUUUCCAGUUCCUUCAUCUCUGGAAGGGGACAGAGAAGAUGUUGAUACAUAUGAUCCAACUGUGUUCUAUCGUAUAGAUGAUAAGGAAGAUGUUGAUAUAUAUGAUCCAAAUGUGUUCUAUCGUCUAGGAGCCGGGCUGGUGAAUGUAGACAAUAUAUGCUUCAUGAAUUCGGUUUUGCAAUGCUUGGUGCAUACUGUGCCAUUUUUUGAGGCCAUUAUUUACCAAAAUAACCCAUUGCUGUGCGUUUGUCCCAAUGGAAAGUUCUGUAUAAAGUGCAGUCUUGAAGAGAUAUUUCGAUCACUUACUUCAGGAAGGAAAUAUUUUGUGCCUAAGACACUAGUUCGGAAUUUAAGCCACAUUUCACCUACCUUGAAAGUGGGUAGACAGGAGGAUGCUCAUGAAUUCCUUUUGAAGUUAUGGAAUAAACUAAUGGAGUGUGACAAGUAUCGCGACGAUAAGGAUAAUGAACAUAAAAUCUUUGUCAAACGACUGUUUGGUGGCCGUCUUGUCAACAAGUUCAUGUGUUUAUGUGGCAAGAUUUCUAGUAAGACAGAGGAUGUAUGGGACCUGCAAUUACCUAUCGAGAAUUCGGACACUCUCAUCGGUGCUCUGCAAGCUUAUAUAGUAACAAUAGUACCUGACUUUCGCUGUGAAAAUUGUGGGAAUGAAGGUAUCGUACAGAAAAUUGACCUGGAUCGGCUUCAACCUAUUGUCACAUUUCACCUGAAGAGGUUUGACAGACUGAACAAGAAAAUAAAAAAGCAUGUGUCAUUUCCACCUCAGUUGGACUUGAUCCCUUUCACUCCUAGAAAAGUGACUUUUCCCUUCACUAGUGUAGACAAAAUGCAUUUAUACUACGAGCUCUAUGCUAUUAUAGUGCAUGAAGGGGAAACACCAGUCGCAGGUCAUUACUACAGCUUUAUUCGCUUGAACGCCAAUGAGUGGUACAAAUACGAUGAUUCACGAAUUACAGCUGCAGAUGAAGAAGAAGUUUUCAAGCAGAUGGCCUAUAUUCUUUUCUAUCGUCCGGCCGACUCGACCAGCUUUACAGAUGCCGUUCUAGCUCUGCAAUCAUCGGAUGGAUUUAUUUCUUUUAAGCGUGCAGAGGGUGAUAAAAAUAAAAGUUCGACAGGGAUCAUAAAAAAUAUGCUUGCUUAGGAAGUGGAGGGUAGAGAGAGUGAUCCUCUGUCAAGUAGAGAUUUUGGAAAUGCAACAUAGGCUAUUGUUUGAAUAUUAACUCUUGAUUCAAUACCCAAUAUACUUAGGCAAUUCAUUGCACAAUUUGUGAGGAAAAUAAUUGUUUUGUUUUGUUUUG
Messenger RNA from Salvia splendens (bonfire salvia), 4178 nucleotides. RefSeq names its product calphotin. The coding region runs from base 224 to 4021 and encodes 1265 amino acids. Lineage: Eukaryota; Viridiplantae; Streptophyta; Magnoliopsida; Lamiales; Lamiaceae. The record is from RefSeq and is a predicted model, not a curated record. Gene Ontology annotation, biological process: protein deubiquitination. Gene Ontology annotation, molecular function: cysteine-type deubiquitinase activity. The transcript has 23 exons. Gene Ontology annotation, cellular component: cytosol; nucleus.